Annulohypoxylon truncatum is the source of this 2768-nucleotide messenger RNA. Its product is annotated as AAA-domain-containing protein. Lineage: Eukaryota; Fungi; Ascomycota; Sordariomycetes; Xylariales; Hypoxylaceae. The record is from RefSeq and is a predicted model, not a curated record. Bases 193 to 2592 code for a protein of 799 amino acids. Gene Ontology annotation, molecular function: ATP hydrolysis activity; ATP binding. The transcript is spliced from 3 exons.
UAGGGGUUUGCCCUUGUGAUGCCUUGAAAUAAGAAACGUCAGAUCAAUUCCUAACUUAUUCCCUGCGCUCUCGAUAGCGUUCGAAAAAAAGAAACCAAAAACCCAUUGUCGUUGUAGGCGGCAUAUAGGUGCAAGAGCCAAGAUCCCACAACCACGCCUACGCGAGACGAGCUGAGACGAGCCGAGGCGAGCAUGUGGCCGAGCAGCAAUGUUUCUAGCCUCCAAAAAACAUACGAUGAGGCUUAUCUAAAAUGUUCAACUGCUGUUUAUUAUGAGAGCCAGGGCGACGAGAAAGAGGCGAUGCUGUGUUGGAAGAACGCUCUCGAUCAGAUCCGCCAAACCCCUACGAACAAGAGACAGGGCACCUAUUCACCAAAAUCUGAGACCGAACGGGCCUUAUUAGAGAGUUUAAGGGAGUUAGAGGUACAAUGCAAAGAGAGGAUUGAUCUCCUGGAAGCUCUUAGGAUAUCUCGAGAGGAGGAUCCGUCGUUCCAAUUUACCCAGUCAAGCGUAGGGACCGAAGCCAGUGCGGACGGCCGCACAAACCCAAAUACGCCAGAAAGAGGUUGGAUUGGUGAUGGAACAAUACCUGCCAUAACAUAUACCGAGUUAUCCAAACCACCGCUCCCUAAACGGCCAUCCUUUCCCUCUAGAAGUUCAUCGGAGCAGGCAAUAUCGGGACUCCGCAGUGCAAUGAUGGAACAGGAUCCGUCAUCAGCGACAAAGCCACCAUCGCUUCCUCCAUAUGGCGCAUCUGUCCCGAGAAGAAGAUCCUCAAGGUCGCCCAGCCCUGAGAAGGAAAAGCACACCAUGAGGACGACGUUACGGUCAGGUAAACAAGAUAAAUCCUCAAAAGCGCACCGGCACACACCAGCCAAGAUAAGCAAAGGCCCAGGAGCCAGCAAGGCUGCGACGUUGGCUUGGAGUAGUCUCGAAAGGGGAACCUCUACAGAGGUAACUAACUCGCCAUCUAGAUACUCUGAACCGCGGCGAUCCUACGAGCAGGUGCGAAAGAGUUCCUCGUCAACCCCUAGGCAUUGGGAUAGUCACACAAGACGACUAGUAAUUCCUCCGGACGCCUCUACUUCAGCUGUCCGCUCAAGUCCUGAGCCUUCCAUGCGAAAUUCGGCUGAUUACUCAUCACCUACACCAUCAUCCCUCGCCCUUGGUGCUGCAUCGAGUGCCCUAGGCGCGCUGGCCAUCCAAGAACGAGACGAGAUUAAUCCUACAGCAAUCCGGAUAGAACGAAGGUCAACUCCUAGGAAAGCGACUGGUUCAAGUUUCGAUGAACCGAACAGCACAACUGCCCGAAGUCCAGGAUCUCUCGAGGCCGCCCUUAGGACAAACUCUAAGGAAGCUUCAGCCAGGAGGAAACCCGUGGAUCGCAAUAGAGCAUUCGAGCCUAACAGCGCUAGGAAGCGGGUGGGUCAGCAGGCCUCUGAUCAUGACGGAAGAGACGAAAUAUCAUCUAGCGAUGAGCAGGUUAGAGCCGGCUCUUCUAGCCGAAAACUUAAAGGCAAGCAGAAGGAGACAGUCGUGACGUCUGACGCAGAGGACCGAUCCUCAGCAGACUCGGUUAACGAAGAGGGGAAAAGAGCGAAAAAUGAAUGGGAAAGCAGGAAAAAGGCGAUAUUGAAGAAUUUACCGCCGGGCAUUGAUGAGGGGGCUGCAAAGGCAAUAUUCAACGAAAUCGUGGUGCAUGGUGAUGAAGUCCACUGGACUGAUGUUGCUGGUUUGGAGAUUGCGAAAAACGCAUUAAGGGAGGCGGUGGUAUAUCCUUUCCUACGGCCAGACUUAUUCAUGGGCCUGCGUGAACCAGCUAGGGGUAUGCUGCUCUUUGGACCUCCCGGGACGGGAAAGACGAUGCUGGCUCGUGCUGUCGCAACAGAGUCGAAAUCCACAUUUUUUUCAAUCUCAGCGAGUAGCCUAACCAGCAAAUAUCUCGGGGAAUCCGAGAAGCUGGUGCGUGCAUUGUUUGCUUUGGCAAAGGUGAUGGCACCGAGUAUUAUAUUCGUUGACGAGAUAGAUUCGCUUCUCUCUCAACGUACUGGGUCUGGAGAGCACGAAGCUACUAGGAGAAUCAAGACCGAAUUCCUCAUCCAAUGGAGCGACCUGCAACGGGCCGCAGCAGGCCGCGAAAGCAACAAUGGGUCGAAUAAAGAGCGAGGCGACCCGAAUCGGGUGCUUGUGCUAGCAGCCACCAAUUUACCAUGGGCGAUCGACGAAGCAGCAAGGCGGAGGUUUGUAAGACGGCAGUAUAUUCCCCUACCUGAGGCGGAAACCAGAGCUACUCAAUUGAAGACACUACUCGGCCAGCAGAAGCAUAGUCUCACGGACACCGAUAUCACAGAGUUGGUGGACCUUACAGAUGGCUUCUCAGGCUCGGACAUCACUGCAUUAGCCAAAGAUGCAGCGAUGGGGCCCCUUCGCGCAUUAGGUGAGGCUCUUCUCCAUAUGACGAUGGAUCAAAUUCGGCCCAUCGAACUCGUAGACUUCAAGGCUAGUCUUAAGACAAUCCGACCUUCCGUUAGCAAGGAAGGGUUAAAAGAAUACGAAGACUGGGCGAGGAGAUUUGGGGAGCGUGGUGGUUGAAAUCAUUCCACGGUUGGAUUGGCCUGGUAGAAUUGGGGUUUGCCAGGUGAUAAACUUAGGCCAAACAUUGGUGGCGCUCGAGGGAUUAGGAACGAGGGGUUGGCAUACGAUGCCCAUGGUCAGAUAUCCCGUUCAAUAUGAGUUAUGUCGACGUAUUGCCCUCCAAAUAGCUAGGG